AUGGAUGUAUUGAAAGUGUCCCCUCCUGUCAUCCCCCCUCCUGUCAUCCCCCCUCCUGUCAUUAGCCCUCCUGUCAUCCCCCCUCCUGUCAGUCCCCCUCCUGUCAUCCCCCCUCCUGUCAUCCCCCCUCCUGUCAUCCCCCCUCCUGUCAUCCCCCCUCCUGUCAUCCCCCCUCCUGUCAUCCCCCCUCCUGUCAUCCCCCCUCCUGUCAUCCCCCCUCCUGUCAUCCCCCCUCCUGUCAUCCCCCCUCCUGUCAUCCCCCCUCCUGUCAUCCCCCCUCCUGUCAUCCCCCCUCCUGUCAUCCCCCCUCCUGUCAUCCCCCCUCCUGUCAUCCCCCCUCCUGUCAUCCCCCCUCCUGUCAUCCCCCCUCCUGUCAUCCCCCCUCCUGUCAUCCCCCCUCCUGUCAUCCCCCCUCCUGUCAUCCCCCCUCCUGUCAUCCCCCCUCCUGUCAUCCCCCCUCCUGUCAUCCCCCCUCCUGUCAUCCCCCCUCCUGUCAUCCCCCCUCCUGUCAUCAGCCCUCCU
This is a messenger RNA of Galeopterus variegatus (Sunda flying lemur), 522 nucleotides long. RefSeq names its product repetitive proline-rich cell wall protein 1-like. Lineage: Eukaryota; Metazoa; Chordata; Mammalia; Dermoptera; Cynocephalidae. The transcript is spliced from 2 exons. The annotation marks the transcript as partial. The record is from RefSeq and is a predicted model, not a curated record.